This is a messenger RNA of Cetraspora pellucida, 188 nucleotides long. Lineage: Eukaryota; Fungi; Glomeromycota; Glomeromycetes; Diversisporales; Gigasporaceae. The record is from the annotation of a GenBank genome assembly.
AUGCCGGAAUUAAACAAUCGCAAUUUGUUCGUAUAGCUGGAAUUGCAGGCCGCUUAUGGAUUAAAAUGAAGUCUAAUACUAAAAAGGGUGGUCUAGAAAUGUUAAAAGCACAAUUACGCCAAUAUGCUUGCAAUGAGGAGCCUUAUAAUGGAUCUUAUGUAUCAACUAUUGAUAGUCCAGUUCGAUGA